Messenger RNA from Aspergillus mulundensis, 444 nucleotides. RefSeq lists its product as uncharacterized. The record is from RefSeq and is a predicted model, not a curated record. Lineage: Eukaryota; Fungi; Ascomycota; Eurotiomycetes; Eurotiales; Aspergillaceae. Bases 1 to 444 code for a protein of 147 amino acids. The transcript has 2 exons.
AUGCAGCUCAUCUCCCUCGCUGCCCUCGCGGCCCUAGCCCCCGCCCUCGUCACCGCAACCCUCGACCCGGCCUCCUCCAACACAAAGGGCUACAAGCCCACCAGCCUGAACUGCGAGGCCGCCAAAGUCUCCAAAGCAAUCCAAGCCGCCGAGUGCUCCCACAACACCCGCACCUCCGAGACCCAGACCUUCGCCGUCUUCGAGGUCGACCACCAGUACGACGGUAACAACGGAUACCCCUACGGCACGUGCAGCGCGUACACGUGCACCGCGCCGACAUCUAGCGAGCUGGAGGCCGACGACGACUACUGGGUGUUUUACUGGGGCGAUGAGGGCGAGAGCAGCGGGUACGGUACGGACUGUAUCAAGGACCCCAACACGGGCGAGUGCGGGUGUGAGAAUUCGGAUGGGACGUUUGUUGCGGGUAGUGAUAGCUGCGUUUAA